CGAGUCGGCACAAAUUAAAUCUUCAUCACGAUUCGUAGUCCGCGUGUACUGUGUGUGUGAUGCGUGUAGUUUUUAGCCGGCAGUCGCCGAGUAAUUUGGGUCACUUGAUUGUUCAGUCGUCGGAUCAUAGAGUAAGGACAGAAGAAGUCUCAACCAGUGUUCAGUAUAGACAGUAUUAUCUUCAAUAUUUCAAGUAACAUUUUAAGAUAAAUCGUUCUUGUUGACACGAACUGCGCAAGUUUAGCUGGCCAAAAGCCAAAAGCUGGGUGAAGCAUGGCUGAAGCCCGUAGCGCUGUGAGGGAGCCCAGGGUUGAUGUGCUGUAUUUUGAGGAGGGUAAAGAGGAUGAAUGGAAGGUUGGCUUGGAGUCUCUGCGUAGGAGCUGCGUCAGACGCUUUUAUCGCACAAGAAAUCUAAUCUGGAAUGGACUUUGGCCAACGUCCUCCUGGAACCUUUUAGUUUCGGUGGCGUUUGUUUCGUUCUUAAUGGUCCUGGACUUUGACUUCUGCAGUUCACUCAACAAUAAGUUCUGGACACUUGGAGAGUAUGUGUACAUUUCCAGAGGACCGCCGUACUACUACUUAAAGGUGUUGGUAGUAUCCUUACUUGUAGGUGUCUGUUUCUUCAUCUCGUUGCUUCAUGUGAGACGCUACCUACUGCGUAUCCUACUGGCAUACAAGGGAUGGUUACAUGAAACACCCAAGAAUCAAUCUUGGAGUACCCUUGGGUGGGCAGUCUUAGUACGUAUCAUUAGCGGUCAGUCUUUCAGUGCUCUGAUACCAGCCCUUUGCCCAAGCACCUACAGCUACCAGCUCAGCUUGCCGCGUAUGCCUGUGCCGUCCCUGGACGAUACCAUCUCACAGUUCCUGGCCUCCAUGGAGCCGCUGUUGGAUACAGAGGAGUACAAUCAGCUACAAAAACAAGCUAAGAAUUUCAAGAGAACUGUUGGACCCAAGCUACAGAGGCUGUUACAUUUGAAGGCAUGGUGGGCAUCCAACUACAUCACUGACUGGUGGGAGAAGUACAUCUACUUGAUGAACAGAGCACCAAUAGCUGUAAACUGCAACUACUACUGCCUUGGGAAUGCUUUCUGGAAACCCACCCAUAUUCAAACAGCAAGAGCUGCCUCACAGAGCUAUGCCUUCAUGUGCUUCAAGCGGAUGAUAGAAAGGGAGCAAGUACCCCCUCUUGUGAUCAGAAACACCAUUCCGAUCUGUAUGCACCAGUACGAGCGAAUGUUCUCCACCGUCAGGGUGCCAGGCGCAGACUUUGAUGAACUUGUUCACUAUGACUCUUCUGUUUCUAAGCACACCGUUGUGUUACGGCAAGGUCUGUACUACAAACUGGACAUGUACGACACCAUGGGUCAGCCUCUCUCACCUUUGACCCUAGAGCAACAGUAUUCAUGGAUCAUUGAAGAUGCCGACAAGAAGAUAGCUGAAGGGAAGAUUUCUGGAUCUCCAAGUGCCUUCACAACCCUAGAAAGGACAGACUGGGCGGAGAAGCGAUCAAGGUACCUGUCGUCCGGGGUCAACCAAGAGACGUUGGAGGUCGUCGACAAAGCAGCCUUCCUGGUGAAUCUAGAGACCUGUGAGUUUGACAAUCUGAGUGACAGGGCCAAGUUCUUGCUUCAUGGGAACGGAUCCAGUCACUGGUUUGACAAGAGUCUCUCCAUGUUCGUCUUCACGGACGGCAAGUUUGGCUACAAUAUCGAGCAUUCAUGGGGAGAUGCACCCGUCGUUGCCCACCUUCAAGAAUAUGCAUGCACUGACGAGGUGAUGGACAAUCGCUACGGUCCAGACGGUCACUGUAAACCCAUGGAGGGAUUUGUCCAGGCGGCCAUUAAGGCCCCGACACCGCUAGAAUGGGAGGUCAGCGAAGAGAUGACCGAAGAUAUCCAAGACGCCAUUGAGUUUAACAGAAAGAAUAGCGAGGACUUGGAUCUUGUAGUCAUAAAUCAUGACGACUAUGGCAAAGGGUUCGUCAAGAAAUGCAAGGUGAGCCCAGAUGCCUACAUCCAGCUAGCUCUGCAGUUGGCGUACUUCAUGGACGAAGGGAAAUUCGCGCUGACAUACGAGGCAUCUAUGACACGUCUUUACCUGAAUGGCCGAACUGAGACGGUCCGUCCCCUGACCCAAGACUCUUGUGAAUUCGUCCGAGCGAUGGUGGAAGAUCACCACUCGACAGAAGAGAAGAUUCGUCUUCUACGCAAGGCAUCAGAGACCCACACUAAGCUCUACAAGGGCUGUAUGAGCGGCAAAGGCUGGGAUCGCCACCUCUUUGCACUUUACGUGGCGUGCAAGGGCCUGAAAUAUGACAGUGAGUUUCUUCACCACGCGCUGACUCAUCCCUGGACCCUGUCAACCAGUCAGACUCCACAGCAGCAGAUAGCUGGUAACCCUACCCUCAAUCACCCUGACCACAGAGAUAAGGCCAGUCCAGGGGGUGGAUUCGCACCAGUAUCUGACGAGGGUUACGGCGUGUGCUACAUGCUGCCGGAAGACAGUCGCUUCUUCUUCCAUGUCUCAUCCAAGCAUUCCUGCCCAAUGACCGACUCCAAGCGCUUUGUCAGUAACAUCUUCAAGGCGCUCGCCGAUAUGAAGAAACUCUUUGUGGAGGGAUGGGAGGCGGAAGACGCUAAGAAGAAAUAAGGAGGAGACGGCUUCCAAGAAUCAUGUGUGUGUGUGUGUGUGUGAGCUUAUGGAAAUGCCCUUGGGGGUCUUUAAACUUAAUCUGCCAAAUGUUUACUUAUAUUAAGACCCGUUCGUACUUCCUGCAACUGCGAAGUGCAUUUGGACGUCACAUGGCUGUUUCCACAGCGAAUGUUUCGUCAAAAUUUGUAUCGCAUACGCAGGAGGUAUGAACGGGGGCUUUACUGUUUGUUUAGUAUCAUGCUGUUUACAUCGCAUUAACGUUUGACCUUCAGCAUUACAGGGUCAGUAAAACAAUGAUGGGUGCUUGGAGUGUUCAGUCAGAUUCAUCAUCGAGGUCUUGUUUAUGUGUGGUGAAAACAAAGAACUUUCUUGGCACAUGGGAUAUUUUUGUUUUCUGAGACAACAAUAAAUGACUAAAGCCAAGUUCCCAUUAAUUUGACAUUUUUGUUUGUUAAAGAACGACUACAUUUCUGUAGAAUGACAAAAUUAAAUCCAAUGGGGACGCAUGGUAACCUGACCUCUCUGUCAACGUACCGCAACUGUAAAGUAAAACUAACAGGCCAAAAGAGGUCGCGGAAGACAAACACGCAGCCACAGUAACUUGACAUGGCCGCUAAAAAGUCAAAUGGGAACAGCUCCGCGCUGUAAACCUACAUUUGCUAUGCAAAUGUCGCGGAAUAUAAGUCAAGGUGUGAACGCACAGUAGAAAACGCUAAAGCCAGUCACGGUAAUGGGAACACCGUGUUAAUGUAUGAACAUUUUUAAAGCAAUGUACACACUACACACUACAAUGAUAUUUGUUGUUGAGAUCACACACACGAGGGAACACAACUCCAAAGGGAUAUGCCAAAGUUGAAUUCAUUUCAACCACAUUCAUGAUUUUUAAUAACAAGUUUUGCGAGUGUAGAGUAAAACUUUUACACCAACUGUUGCUGUUUCGUUUUUAGAUGGCGUUUAUUGAGAGUAAAGUAUAUGUAGUUAAUGAAGUACACGUGUAUUAUUAUAUAAGCCACUACAAUGCAAAUUUAACCAGCAUUCAGCAUGAAUCUGUUUGUGCUUGUGUUUUUAGGAUGUUUGUUUUGAGGUCACACGCUAGUAUAUUUUACCAAGAUUUGUAUUGUUAAAAGGUUUUUAUUAUGGUUAAGUUGAUAAUUUUCAUGUCUUCAAACUUAAUCUUAAAAUGAUUAACCCUAAGAGACCACAGUGGCUGGAAACGCCUUGCAAUAUCUGACCUGCCUCCACUCAACCUUUAAAGGGUGUAUGUACUUUUUGUAGGACAAAAAACACAAUGUCCACAGAUUUACACAAAACUUACACAGU
This is a messenger RNA of Asterias rubens (European starfish), 3972 nucleotides long. Its product is annotated as carnitine O-palmitoyltransferase 1, liver isoform-like. NCBI's taxonomy places the organism in Eukaryota, Metazoa, Echinodermata, Asteroidea, Forcipulatida, Asteriidae. The record is from RefSeq and is a predicted model, not a curated record. Bases 274 to 2649 code for a protein of 791 amino acids. The transcript is spliced from 18 exons. Gene Ontology annotation, biological process: fatty acid metabolic process; carnitine metabolic process. Gene Ontology annotation, molecular function: carnitine O-palmitoyltransferase activity. Gene Ontology annotation, cellular component: mitochondrion.